UGUGUAGGGAUAUUGUUGUCCAUCCUGGCAAAGAUGCGCUCCACCAAAAUGUCUGCCAAAGUCACUGGAAAAGCAAAGAUGGAAGGUCAGUGGUGAGUCACAGCAACAUUUUCCUUAUAGGUCGUUGCAGUACUCUGGUGUAUAUUUCCUACUUGAUUUAUCUCUGGAAGAAUCUGGAAAUGCAAAAGGAAAAUUAAAGAAUAAACUAGCAGGAAUUCAUGGUCCCCUCUGUUGCAGCUUCCUCAUCCUAGAGUUGGGGUAAGGAGGAAAACUGCUGACUCUGAGAGCUACUGUUUCUUCCCCUUCUGUUGAAAUUCACUUCCCUAUUUGCUGGAAUGAACAUGUUAUUCCUUUUGCACAAGUCAGACAGAAGCUGGUGGUUUUGAAAGGGACAAAAAGACUGGAGCUCUUUCCAGGUAACUUGGGAAAUGUGUUUCAAUAUCGUGAUUAUUAUGGCAUACUUGACAAUGUGGGCCUGCUUUCUGAAUGUUUUCACAAUGGCUUGGUACCAUGGAAUGGCUGGAGGAGGCCCUGUAGUACUGGAUCACCCAUUCAUCACAGUCUGGAAUACUCCCAGUCAAAUAUGCCAAGAGAAUUACAACGUAUCCCUUGACUUGGAGGUUUUUUAUGUGGUCUCCAACCAGAAUGAAACGUUCAUGGGGAGUGAUAUUACCCUUUUCUACAGCGACAAGUUAGGCUAUUAUCCGUACUACACGGUGGAUGGGGCUGCAGUCAAUGGGGGUAUCCCCCAAAAUGCCAGUCUGAAAGAUCAUUUGUGGAAGGCUCAACAAGACAUUAAAGGGUCCAUUUUGGAGGCAGACUUCAAAGGCCUGGCAGUCGUGGACUGGGAGAGCUGGCGUCCUUUGUGGGUUCGUAACUGGGGAUCCAUGAAAAUCUAUCAGAACAGAUCGAUAGAGCUGGUUAAGCAGCAGCACCCUGACUGGCCUGCUGAUAAGGUGACCGUGGCAGCCCGGUUAGCAUUUGAGCAAAAUAGUCGGGCGUUCAUGGAGAAGACAUUGGCUCUUGGCAAAGACCUGAGACCUGAAGGGUUCUGGGGGUUCUAUAGCUACCCCAGCUGCUAUAACUAUGACUACAAAUAUGCCAAUUACACAGGAGAAUGUCCAAAAAUGGCGAAGCAGAGGAACGAAGAAUUGCAGUGGCUCUGGAACCAAAGUAGAGCCCUUUAUCCCAGCAUUUAUCUCUCCGAAGAGCUCAGUUCCUACAACAAAACUCUUGAGUUUGUCCGUCAUCGGGUCCAUGAGGCAUUUAGGAUUGUGAACUUGACAGAGAAUGGCAACAUCCCAGUCUUACCUUAUGCUUCCAUUGUGUAUGACUUCACUCAGAACUUCCUCUCACAGGAGGACCUUGUCCACACUAUUGGUGAGAGCGCUUCUCAAGGUGCUGCUGGAGUCGUUCUGUGGGGGAGUACACAGUACAGUUAUUCACAGGAAGUUUGUCUCUGCCUGAAGUCAUACAUGGACAGUCUCCUGGGUCCAUACAUUAUCAAUGUGACCAGCAGCACCAGGCUGUGCAGCCAGGUACUGUGCUCCAAGAAUGGACGCUGUGUGCGGCAAGAGAACCACCCAGAGGCUUUUCUCCAUCUCAGUCCUGCCAGCUUCACCAUUAAGAGGCAGCCUGUGGAGUCACGCUUCAUUGUGACGGGUCAGAUGUCACAGGAGGAGAAAAUCAAGAUGGCCCAAGAAUUCAUGUGCCAGUGUUAUAGUGGCUGGGAAGGACUACAGUGUGAUAAGAAGUCAGCCUAGAAUGACUCUACUCAACCUAGACUAACAUUGAACGUGUCCAUACAUUUGCUGCAGGUUGGUUAGGUGGAUGGAUAUACGUGCUUAUUUUUUAAUCACGAGAGAGGCACACAUAACAAGCAUAUGCUCUCUAAAAAUAUAUAUUUAUAUAACUCAUUCCCACCUCCCUGGUAUUAGAGAAUCUCAUCAUAGCUAUAUAUAUCUUCUGGUCAACUUGUGCUGAUGCAUGCACACACACACAUGGAUACAUACCUCAGAAACACACACCUGGCUUCUUUCUGAAAGAUUUUACUCUCAAAACCUACACAUUGUCUGAGAAGGAGAGCCUUUGAAGA
Messenger RNA from Elgaria multicarinata webbii, 2095 nucleotides. It is a transcript of the gene HYAL1, whose product is annotated as hyaluronidase 1. Gene Ontology annotation, biological process: carbohydrate metabolic process; hyaluronan catabolic process. The record is from RefSeq and is a predicted model, not a curated record. Gene Ontology annotation, cellular component: cytoplasmic vesicle. The coding region runs from base 429 to 1763 and encodes 444 amino acids. Gene Ontology annotation, molecular function: hyalurononglucosaminidase activity. Lineage: Eukaryota; Metazoa; Chordata; Lepidosauria; Squamata; Anguidae. The transcript has 3 exons.